Messenger RNA from Oncorhynchus tshawytscha (Chinook salmon), 2585 nucleotides. Its product is annotated as nuclear receptor subfamily 5 group A member 2-like. The record is from RefSeq and is a predicted model, not a curated record. Gene Ontology annotation, cellular component: RNA polymerase II transcription regulator complex. NCBI's taxonomy places the organism in Eukaryota, Metazoa, Chordata, Actinopteri, Salmoniformes, Salmonidae. Gene Ontology annotation, biological process: regulation of transcription by RNA polymerase II; hormone-mediated signaling pathway; tissue development. Gene Ontology annotation, molecular function: RNA polymerase II cis-regulatory region sequence-specific DNA binding; nuclear receptor activity; zinc ion binding. The coding region runs from base 212 to 1867 and encodes 551 amino acids. The transcript has 8 exons.
GAUAGUUCACCAGGCAGAGUUCACUCGACUUCAGAGCAAGUGGACAGUAACUUUUUCCUUUUCUCUUUAACUCUCAGCCCUCUUCAUUGCUCUGAUUGCCCCAAUUACUACUCACAGAAUGGAAUAGGUUAAGAGAUCGAGAAUAAGGGUCGGUGUCGUAGAGGAUCGAUCAAACCAGAGCCUUGUUUUCUCUGUGGAGCUGUGGAUUGGCAUGUCUUCCUUCAGCCGUGACAGUGAAAGUGAUCAGUGUGGCUCUACAGAGGACUUGACUGGUGCAGGUGGUCAGCCGGACGGAGCUGAGUCUCCCGCUCAGCCCAGUGGAGCUGUCAUGCUGCCCAAAGGCGACACGGAAUCUCUAGUACUCGUUCGAUCGCAUGGAGAACAGGGACACAUGCCAAGAAAUAUGCAAGCCCCCCACUAUAAAAUGAUGGACUACUCGUAUGAUGAAGACUUGGAUGAGAUGUGUCCGGUGUGUGGAGACAAGGUUUCUGGAUACCAUUACGGGCUCCUCACAUGUGAAAGCUGCAAGGGCUUCUUCAAGCGCACGGUUCAGAACAACAAACGGUACACAUGCAUAGAGAACCAGACAUGUGCCAUCGACAAGACACAAAGAAAACGCUGCCCUUAUUGCCGCUUCCAGAAGUGCCUCACUGUUGGCAUGAAGCUGGAAGCUGUGAGGGCGGACCGCAUGCGUGGCGGCCGCAACAAGUUCGGCCCCAUGUACAAGCGCGACCGGGCCCUCAAGCAGCAGAAGAAAGCGCUGAUCCGCGCCAACGGCCUGAAGAUCGAGUCCAUGACCCAGGUGAUGCAGGCGGUGCCCACCGACCUCACCAUCUCCUCGGCCAUCCAGAACAUCCACCAGGCCGCCUCCAAGGGCCUGCCGCUCAGCCACCACGGCCUCCCGCACCACGCCGCCCUGCCCCACACAGACUACGAUCGCAGCCCCUUCGUGACGUCUCCCAUCAGCAUGGCCAUGCCCCCCCACACUGGUUCCCUCCAGGGCUACCAGGCGGCCUACGGCCACUUCCAGAGCACCCGCACCAUCAAGUCCGAGUACCCGGACCCGUACAGCAGCUCGCCCGAGUCCAUCAUGGGUUACAACCCGUACAUGGACGUGUACCAGACGGGCUCGCCGCCCAGCUUCCCACACCUCAUCGUGGAGCUGCUGAAGUGCGAACCUGACGAGCCCCAGGUGCAGACCAAGAUCCUGGCCUACCUGCAGCAGGAGCAGGCCAGCCGGGGGAAACACGACAAACUCAACACGUUCGGCCUUAUGUGCAAGAUGGCCGACCAGACGCUGUUCUCCAUCGUGGAGUGGGCCCGGAGCAGCAUCUUCUUCCGCGAGCUCAAGGUGGACGACCAAAUGAAGCUCCUCCAGAACUGUUGGAGCGAGCUCCUCAUCCUCGACCACAUUUUCCGUCAGGUGAUGCACGCCAAAGAGGGCUCCAUCCUAUUGGUCACCGGCCAACAGGUGGAUUAUGCUGUAAUUGCCUCCCAAGCCGGAGCUUCUCUAAACAACCUGAUGAGCCACGCUCAGGAGCUGGUGGGCAAGCUGCGCUCCCUGCAGCUGGACCAGAGGGAGUUCGUCUGCCUCAAGUUCCUUGUUCUGUUCAGCUUGGACGUGAAGAACCUGGAGAACUUCCACCUGGUGGAGAGCGUCCAGGAACAAGUGAACGCGGUGCUGCUGGACUACGUCAUGUGCAACUACCCCCAGCAGACAGACAGGUUUGGCCAGCUGCUCCUGCGGCUGCCUGAGAUCCGGGCCAUCAGCCUCCAGGCCGAGGAGUACCUGUACUACAAGCACCUGAACGGAGACGUGCCCUGCAACAACCUGCUCAUCGAGAUGCUACACGCCAAGAGAGCCUGAUGAGACUGCAGAUGGGAUCCUGAUCAUUUGGCUGAAACCGACUCAGAACAGACUCUGUUUUGUUGGUUGAGACCCAAGUCCUUGCCUGCAGAACAGAAACUGACCCAGAACAGACUCCUCCCAUGUUAAAGUUAGACUUAGUGAUUCUGGGGCAGGAGGCAUCCGUUCUUCUCAUUUAUCGUAACGCUCAACCAUCCUCGCACUCACACACAGGCAAAAGAACAUGCAGAAAUGGACACCCACACUUACACAUGCUGUGCACACACAUACGCGUGCGCAUACACACGAACACACACAUACAAAUACAUUUAGGCACUCGCACGCACAUACACACACAAAUAUACACACAUUAAGGCACACACUCACACGUUCAAAUUCAUACAAUAUGCAUAUAUAUUACACACACAUCUCUUCACUCUAAGACAGAUGCUUCUGGAGCUCUGGGUAAAGCUUCCAAAGAUGGAGAGAAACAGCUGAAAUUCUUGAGAACUGUCCAUUCGUCUCAUGGGACAUGGACGAUACCUUUUUGUCUGCUUUGAAUAAAAAUACAAACCAUCAAGGUGAUACAAGGACCAACGGACUGUAACUGAAGGAACAAAACCAAUGAGUAUUGUAAAAACCUCUCCCACUGUUAACCUCUCUACGGUAUGUGGGACGCUAGCGUCCCAUCUGGCCAACAUCCAGUGAGGUUGCAGAAAACUACAAAACCAACAAAAAA